Molecule: messenger RNA, 5320 nt
Organism: Oncorhynchus nerka (sockeye salmon)
Lineage: Eukaryota; Metazoa; Chordata; Actinopteri; Salmoniformes; Salmonidae
Product: adhesion G-protein coupled receptor D2-like
Exons: 25
Coding region: 1-3225 (1074 amino acids)
Biological process (GO): cell surface receptor signaling pathway; adenylate cyclase-activating G protein-coupled receptor signaling pathway
Cellular component (GO): plasma membrane
Molecular function (GO): G protein-coupled receptor activity
Source: RefSeq, a predicted model, not a curated record
AUGACUGGAACCCUGCUGACUCUGGUUCUGCUCUGUUGCAUAGUGGUGCUGUGUGAAUGUGAGCCAACUCAGCCAGGGCUAGACAGAGGAGAGAGGGGCUCAGAUGAGGGCAGCAGUAUGCGCCUGGUCCAUCAAACAUCAGACUGGGUGUUCCAGCUGGUCAAUGUGUCCCUGGCCCUCUCCCAGGCAGGGAGCUUCUGCAGGGGCCAGUUCAGCUCCCUCACCACCCUGGGCCAGCCUGAAGACGAGGAGGGAACCCUGGAGCUCAUCAGGCAGGCAGGCCUGCAAGGACCCAUGUGGGUCAGAGACCCCAACAGGCCAAUCAGCAGGUCUCUGGCCCUUGCCAAACAGUAUGUGUUGUUCCAAGCCCUGAACUUCCCCAGGGACUCCCAGGAGGGCUACGGCCGUGUCAACAUGACAUUCCCGGCCCUGCCAGCUGUGAGCGUGUGUGUCCGCGUGCAGUGGGACCCCCAGUGGUACCAGGUGUCCACCAUGUACUCCUACGCCGCGGCCGUCUUCACCAACGAGUUCCAGCUGCGCGGGCAGUUGGACGGGGCAGGACGCAUCCUGCUGGCGCUCAUUGUUCAUGGGCAGCACCGCCCCUACAAGGCAUCCUUCCCCAACGAUGGCGCCUGGCACCACCUCUGUGUCACCUGGCGCAAGACUGACGGCCACUGGGCCAUCUAUGUGGACGGGGAGAGGGGGGACAUGGGCUCCGGGUCUGACACCCCCAGGGACAUACAUGGAGAUGGCAUACUUAUUCUGGGGCAGGAUCAGGACUCGUUUGGAGGGAACUUCACCGAGCCCUUUGUAGGGAAUAUCACAGAUCUGAAUGUCUGGGACACAGCCUUGGAGCAGAGGCAGUUCCAUGCCCUGAAUGGCUGCUCAUCUUUGACCCAGGACACUAUCUUUACCUGGAGUAUAGAUAAUAUGACCCGUCACCCAGUGGUCAGAGAGGUGCCAGCCAUGCUGUUCUGCCCAGCGGUCCACAGGCAGAGGGAGAUGCAGGGCUGCAGGACUCUGGAGGGCUGGUCUAGCCAACAGCUCCCCCUGUAUGACUCUGCAGACUGCUCCACCACACUGCCCUUCAUCUGCAGGACCAGCAGGGAGAGCUAUGUUAAGAUGAAGGAGUUGAGUGAGUCUCAGCGCUCCCAUCCUAGUCCCUUCAUGCACCACCUCAUGCAGAUCUCCAAUGGAACGCAGGGCAUGGAGGGUGUGAUGGGGGGGCAGCCAGGGAUCCAGAUGAGCUGGGGUCAGGCGUCCAGUCUGCUCAACAUGUCCAGGCAGGCCCUGGAGGACACCAGGGAGGGUCUGCAGCCAGGGGACAUGCUGUCCCUGGUCCAGCUGCUAGCGCGGGCUGCAGACGUGCCCACAGACACGGACGCGGAAGGCAACGACAGCCUUGCCACCGUCAGCGCCGGGGAACUCAGCCACACCUUUAUCACUGUGGCUGAUGGCCUCAUCAGCCAGGACAACGCCCCCAAGUGGCAGGCCAUCAAACAGGUGGUGAGUGGACCGAUGGCUGUGGUCAAGAGCAUUGACCGCAUGUUGACCAGUCUGAGCACUCAGCUGAUGACGGAAACGGACCAUCUACUUAUCCACAGGUCCAACAUCAAACUGGAGGUUCAGCAGCAGAGUCUGGGAGAGGGAUCGAGCGGGCCUAAGUUCUGUGGUGCAGACGUAGAGAGCGUCACCAACAUAGACUGUAUCUCAGUCCCCACGCAGAACAUGCAGAAUCUCCAUGACAACGGCUUCCAGAAGGUGACUGUGGUCAACACGUGGUACAGUUCCCUGCGGCCUCUUUUCAACACGGAGGAGAACAUCACCAUGAUUCCCAUCGUCACCGAUGGCAUCCAGAGGUACCUGGGCACCAUCCUGGGCUCCUCUGUCAUCUCUACUACAGUCCUGGGGGACGGACAGCCUGUCAGCAUGGCUGUGCGCUUCCAGCUCCAACACAGAUCUCAAAAUUCUGCAGGGACCGUGUAUGACCCAGUCUGUGCAUUCUGGGACUUUGAUCUGAUGCCAGAGGCAGGUGGGUGGUGGUCUACUAAAGGCUGUGAGGUCAUCUCUAAACACUACGACUCCACUGUCUGCUUCUGCAACCACACCACCAACUUUGCCCUGCUGCUGCAAGUCUAUGAAGUCCAGAGGAGUCCAGAGAGUGAGAGAGCCCUCCAGGUCAUGACGUUCAUCGGCUGUGGAGUGUCCCUGUGUGGCUUACUCUUCACCUUCAUCCUCUUCUUUGCUGUGGGAGUUCCUAAGUCUGACCGCACCACUGUCCACAAGAACCUGAUCAUGGCUCUGGGGAUAGCUGAGCUGCUGCUGAUGUGCAGUGACUGGGCCUCUGCUAACGAGGGGGCAUGUCUGCUGGUGACGGCCCUGCUGCACCUCUUCUUCAUGGCCUCCUUCUCCUGGAUGCUGGUGGAGGGGCUGCUGCUGUGGAGUAAGGUGGUGUCUGUCAACAUCAGCGAAGACCGCCGGAUGAAGAUGUACUACGGCAUUGGCUGGGGUCUGCCUGUUGUGAUUGUUGGUGUAACCUUGACGAUAUCCCUGGACAAGUACAAAGCAGACAGUCACUGUUGGCUCAAUGUCGAGACUGAUAUGAUUUGGGCUUUUGUGGGACCUGUUCUUUUAAUCUUGGCCGUCAAUGCAGUGGUGCUGUGCCGUGUUGUCAUGGUGACGGUGUCCAGCGCUCGUCGUCGCGUAAAGAAGCACACUCCCAGUUCAGCAUCUAAACUCCACACCUUUGACCUGACCUGGGCUGUGACACGACCAGUCCUUAUUCUACUGCCGGUGCUGGGCCUGACCUGGCUGUGUGGAGUCCUGGUGCACCUCUCCAUGGUGGUGGCGUACGUCUUCAUUGCUCUCAAUGCCUUUCAGGGCCUGUACAUAUUCUUGGUGUAUGCGGUUUACAAUAGUGAGGUGAGGAAUGCCAUUAAGAGGAUCAAAGAGAAGAGGAAAGCCUUGUCUUUCACGAACUGUUCCCAGCCAAUCAGCUUCCUGCCAUCCCAGAGGGGUCCGGCCCAGUCAUGGACACACAGUCUGCCCCGUCCCUCCAGCCCAGAGACCAGCGAGACCUCAGGCCCCGGCAGCACCACCUCUACCUCACUGGUCAUCAAGAACGAGAGUUAUGGAAAAGAAAGUAGUUUUGUGAGCUUCUCCUUGAAACCAGCAUCAGGAAACCAGGUGGUUCAACUGACUGCUUUCAAGCCUUCAGGCUGCUGAUGGAAUUGGACACCAAGGCACAUGUAUCAUAUAAACUGGUGGAAAGAAAGAAGAAUUGCACAGUGAAUAUCACAAACAGAUACACACAAUAGAUGCAUCUACUCUCAUACAUAUAUAGUAGUAGAUAGUGUAAAUAGACACACAUUCACACACACACGCACGCACGCACCCACCCACCCACCCACCCACGCACGCACCCACGCACGCACGCACGCACGCACGCACGCACGCACGCACGCACGCACGCACGCACGCACGCACGCACACACACACACACACACACACACACACACACACACACACACACACACACACACACACACACACACACACACACUACAUACAGAAUUAAAGACUCAAAUAUGUACUCGCAAGCACGCACACACACACAGAGUGUGUGAUGCAGGAAGCGUAUUUUAGGAGGACAGCUCCUCCUCCACAGUGCCCCAGGGUCAGGAAUCAUCUGCUGUUUAUGAAAUGGCUGUUUUACAGAGGCAACACAACGUUUGUCUUGUGCAUGUAGAUUUCAGUUUAAUUUUCUGUUGGAGAGUGGCUGAUCACACCUUCAGGCUUUUUUACAAUAAUAUUUGUGUGUGUGUGUGUGUGUGUGUGUGUGUGUGUGUGUGUGUGUGUGUGUGUGUGUGUGUGUGUGUGUGUGUGUGUGUGUGUGCGUGCGUGUACUUUUUGUUUUUACAGACAUAACUAGACAGUAGUUAUCACUGUAAACUGGAUAUAAACCUUUGAAUCUAGGAUUAAAGGGUUUUACUACUGUAAGAAAUCAUAUGACCAGACAACAAGAUUGUGUUGUCAGUGUGAGAACGUGGAUAGUAGGAUGACAGAUCAUCUCAUAGAUCAACAGUAUUAGAUAGUAGAGAUCGGCUGCUGACUUACUGUGGACUGACUGGGCAGCUCAUAAAGAGACUUUAUGAAGCCUAUCACCUGUUGUCCACCUACUUUAUCACCAGACAACCACUAUGUGUAUUUGAGACUGUGCUAGUUGCAGCUUGGCUGUCUCCCCAAGUCUUUCCUCCCUCCCCUGGCCUCCCCUACCUUACAACAAGCAGCAGAAAUCCUGGCCUCUCCCUAUCUCCACUACAGGAAGGUGCGCUCUGAACUGAGACACAUUAUUCACUACAGCUCAAAUGGUUGCAUGAAACGAUUUAGAUCCCACAGGGAAUAUACUGUACUUUCUCGUUUGAUGUAAUUUUAUACUGUUAUGAUAUGGGGGGGGGGUUAGUGUUAGGACAGAUAAGCACACUACCAAUCACUUCCACACCUCAUGCCCAGGGGGCGGGAGCUCCCUGGCUCAAGUGCUCAGCCAGGAAGUCUUGUGGAUCCUUGUUAAGUGUUGAUUGGAAACAAGAGUGAGCCAGCUUGCAGAGCAGUGAGGCUGCUGGGUUUUCUUGGUAGCCAUGUGCACCCUUGACUUUGUUUAGAAUUUUUUUUUUUGGUAAUGUUUUUUCCUUUUUGUAUAUAUUUAUUUUCAUCACCUCUUUGAACAAUCAAAGAGGUCAUGAAGGAGCUGCCCAUGGAUCUAAGGUUGCUGUCUCCUGGGUACAUGUACAUACAACACUGUCCUCAUGCACUGAUUUCUCACAUAUAUACACAUCUUAAAUUAGGUUAGAGACCAGUUGACUAGACCUAAGACUUAGCGAGUGCAACAGUAUUAGCAUGCUAGUUCAUCUGUUUCGUGACAAUACAUUUUAAGAUUUGUAUGAAAACGAUAGGUUUUCCGAAGCCCUUAUACUUUGUUCCUCAAAAGUAUUGUUUAAUUACUGUUAAUGGCCUCCAAUCUUUGUGCCCUUUGUAGUCAUUGGCUGAAAUGUACAUUUACACAUGUAUUUGUGAAGUAGCCCUGGCUUAUCAGCCAAAAAUCACAAACUUUCACGUUACUAGGAAUGACAUUAUCAUGACUCAUAAAUUGCUGCCACUAUCCUGGAUAGCCUCCCGGGUAUUUUAAAAGAAUGUAUUAGGUAUAUAUGACCCCAAUGUCAUUGAUCAAUUGCAGGGUGGUUCAAUAGAAAUGGGCAACACAUAAGUAGAGCUUUACUUAAUAGCAUUUAUUGGUUUGAUGCUAAUUACAAUAAAAUAUAUU